Molecule: messenger RNA, 2082 nt
Organism: Cladocopium goreaui
Lineage: Eukaryota; Dinophyceae; Suessiales; Symbiodiniaceae
Source: the annotation of a GenBank genome assembly
AUGGCUGCUAGGCGCUUGUUUGCGCAAGCACUGGGAAAGGCCCUGAGCAAGAAGGAUGGCCCAGACGAGGAGGGCGCUGAUUCGGCCAAAGCCAGUUUGGCGCCAGCCGUGAAGCUGGUGCCGCGGCCAGGCUUGCCUCGGUCCAAGGUGCAGUUGACGCCUCCAUCCCAACCUCAGGCGGCGCCGGCGCUGCCGCGCAUGCGGGAGUUGAGGGAGCCCAACCAGUCCACCAUCCGAUUGCAGGAGAGAAGGCCUGCGAAUGCAUCCAUGGGUCGACGCAUUCAUGUGGUGCGACGGCGGCAAGCCAGCGAGGAAUCGCCGGAGGAGUCAGUCUUGGAGGACCUGCCAGAGGAGGAAUCUCUGGAGGAGGAAGCCGCCGGAGACCCGGACUUCGACUUUGAGGAGCCCCCAAGGCACGAGAUGGAGAUCGACAGUGAGGACUUGGGAAGUCCUGCCCCCGAUCCAAUCCGCAGGCACCAGCCUGGAGUCGCCGAACCAAGGCGGAGAUCUCCCAUCACGGCCUCUCCAAGAUCCAAGGCGGCUCCGGCGCCCAAGCACACAAAGCCUCUGCCACAGAGGUAUGAGUGUCGCGCAGACUCUGACAGUGAGGAGUCUGAGGACGCCUCAGACAGGUCGGAAAGUGAAGCAGAGGAAGAUGGUGAAGAGGAUGACGAUUCGGAGGAGGAGUCGUCAGAUGCGGCGAAGGCUGCCAAGAGCAAAAAGGCCCUGCAGCGAAAGGAGGAGGAGGAGAAGAGAUUGAAGGCGGCUGCAGAGGCAAAGAAACGCGAAGCGAAGUUGGUGGAGGAGCGAAAGCAAGCGAAGAAGAAGGAAGCUGUCAAUGCUCAGAAAGAGGAGAAGCCCAAGAGCGUUCAGAAGCCCAAGGAGAAGGCUCCGGUAAAGUCAAAGCCGGAGGAGAAGCGAAAGAAAGGCGAUGAGAAAGAGGAGCUGAAAAGCGAAAAGGAAAAGAAGCAGAAAGAGGAGGAGAAAAGAAGAGAGAAAGAACUUGAAGAGAAAAAGAAAAAGGAGAAGAAGAAGGAGGAGGAAAGGAAGCGAAAAGAGGAGGAAGAGAAAAAACGUAAGGAAGAGGAGAAGAAAAAGAAGGAAGCCGAGAAGCAAAAGAAGGAAGAGGAAAAGAAGAAAAAGGAAAAGGAGGAGGAAAGAAGGAAGCAACGAGAAGAAGAAAAAAAGAAGGAGAAAGAACGUGAGGAGGCGAAGAAAAGGGAAAAGGAGAGAGAGGAGGAGAGGCAAAGAGAGAAGGCAAGGGAGGAGGAGAAAAGACGAGAAAAGGAAAGAGAAGAAGAGAAGAGGAAAGAGAAAGAACGAGAAGAAGCAAAAAAAGAGAAAGAGCGAGAAGAGAAAAGGAAAGAGAAGGAACGCGCGGAGAGAAAGGAGAAAGAACGAGAAGAGGAGCGAAGAAAGGAGAGGGAACGCGAGGAAGACAGGAAACGUGAGAAGGAACGUGAGAAGGAACGUGAGGAUGCCCGAAGACGAGAGAAGGAGCGGGAAGAGGAGAGGAAGCGCGAGAGAGACCGAGAUGACAGGAGAAGAGACAAGGACAGAGAUGAUGACCGGCGGCGGGAAGAUGAACGAAGGAGAGACAGGGAGCGCGACAAGGAGCGUGAAAGGCAGCGAGAGAAGGAGCGGAAGAAAUCUCGUGAGCGGUCACGGGGUCGCGAGCGGUCUCGAGACAAGUCCCGCGUUCGAAACCGAUCGCGAGACAAGUCCCGUGGAAGAGAGCGAUCAAGAGAGAAAUCUCGAGGGGCAAGAGACAGAUCUCGGGGUAGAGACAAGUCUCGGGGUCGAGAACGAUCCAGAGAAAAGUCUAGAGGUAGAAAUCGAUCCCGAUCACGUGAAAGACGUGAUCGGAAUGAUCGCUCAAGAGAAAGGGGCACAGUCGCCAAGGAGAACGGCUCUCGUCGAGAGCGAGAGACCCCAGCGCUUCCUCGGCAAGACCCGCCCCCGGGGGGCCCGGGGCCCCCGGGGCCCCCGCCGCCGGACGCAGAGAGUCAAUUUCCUCCACCACUGCCAACCUCAAGCCGCCUGAGGCCGCAGGGCCGGGCAAAACGGAUAACUCCACCUUGA